Messenger RNA from Penicillium crustosum, 1539 nucleotides. RefSeq names its product Major facilitator superfamily domain general substrate transporter. Lineage: Eukaryota; Fungi; Ascomycota; Eurotiomycetes; Eurotiales; Aspergillaceae. The transcript has 6 exons. The coding region runs from base 1 to 1539 and encodes 512 amino acids. Gene Ontology annotation, biological process: allantoate transport; tripeptide transport; transmembrane transport. Gene Ontology annotation, cellular component: plasma membrane. Gene Ontology annotation, molecular function: allantoate transmembrane transporter activity; dipeptide transmembrane transporter activity. The record is from RefSeq and is a predicted model, not a curated record.
AUGACUCGUUUUGAUGAGCCAGUCCCGGGUGUCACUUCCAAUGAUACAAAGGAUAUCUCCAAAGUCAACAUCGAGGAUGCCGAUGACACCCUUCAGGCACUGGAGAACUACCAGUCUCAACUGGGCACGCCUUUGUCUCCCGAAGAUGACCGUCGCAUUCUUCGCAGAAUUGACAUCUGCUUAAUUCCCGUGCUUUUCCUCUCGUACCUGUUGCAGUAUCUCGACAAACAGGCUAUGGGAUAUAGCGCCAUUCUGGGCCUCCGAACAGACAUGCACCUCGUAGGCCAAGACUAUUCUUGGGCUUCUAGUCUGUUUUAUUUCGGAUAUAUGGUCGCCUCAGGGAUUGUGGCUUUAUUGAUCAUUCGUUUGCCUGUUGGCCGCUUCAUGUCGGCAGCUAUGGGAGUCUGGGCGGCUAUUCUUAUGUUGACUGUCCUGUGCAAAAAUGCCAAUGGGUUGUGGGCCGCGCGCUUCUUCCUGGGGUUCGUUGAGUCAACUAUCGCUCCUUCUAUGAGUGUUAUUAUAUCUAUGUGGUAUAAGAGAUCCGAGCAGCCCAUUCGGCAGUCCGCAUGGUUUAUGGGAAAUGUUAUUGGAGGUCUAGUUGGUGGUCUGCUGGGAUAUGGUGUCGGGCACAUAGAUGGCAUUGCACCAUGGAAGGCACUCUUUAUACUUUUUGGAGGCAUUACCUUGCUUUGGUCGGUGAUUUGCUGGUUCGCAAUUCCCGACAGCCCUAUGGGCGCAUGGUUUCUUCCAAUUGAAGACCAAGUCAAGGCCGUGGAGCGUGUCAAGGAUAACCUAACUGGAAUCAAAAGUCAUAAUAUCAAGCGUUAUCAAGUUAUCGAAGCUCUGCUUGAUCCAAAGACUUGGCUUCUUGCGUUGUUUCAAUUUACGCAAAAUGUGCCCAACGGCGGUGUUGGUUCGUUCGCAUCGAUUGUUGUCGAAGGAUUCGGUUUCACCACACUUGAUACUCUUCUUGUCCAAAUGAUUGGCACCGGAUUCCAAAUCGUUUUCGUCAUAAUUUCGGCCAUCGGCAGCACCUAUCUGAAAAACACCCGUACAUAUUGGAUGACAUUCAACACUAUAAUGGCCCUGAUUGGCACAGUCAUGAUUCGACAGAUCAAUCCCGACUAUAUUUGGUCUCGCUUCAUGGGGUACUGUCUUAUCAUUGCUUUCUCGGCCAAUUUUCCUCUUACGUUGGCAAUGAUCACAAGUAACACAGCUGGAUUUACCAAAAAGUCCACUGUCACAGCAAUCGUUUUCAUCGCAUACUGCGCCGGCAACAUUGUCGGGCCCCAGAUCAUGUUCGCUCGAGAAGCACCCAGUUAUUCCUCUGGAUUUGCGGGAAUGGUCGUUUGCUUCGCUUGCUCUGCAAUUCUUAGUAUGUUGCUACGAUUCUACUGCAUCUGGGAGAAUAAGAAGCGAGACAACAUUCAUAUUCCCUCGGACGAUUUCGAGGAAGACAUUGACCCUGCAGUCUUGGCUUCCCUAAACCUGACGGAUAAGACGGACAGGGAAAUGCAUCAAUUCAGAUAUGUAUACUAG